CACUGCUAACCUCAAACGCUGACCCCGAGGAGCCCUGAGGUCCGUCUCGAUAUGCCCAACAACGUUAACGCAUCCACUCAAGUGCAAAAACCGCACAGUCGCCAGAAUUCUACGUCUGUGCUGUGGGGUCAUCUCCUCUCGAAGGACAGCAUCACUCCCGCACUCGCUCGAAAUAGUGCUUCAUCUUACAAUUCCUCAAUUCCUCCCAUCGCACCGGCAGACAAGACAGGAACGACGGGGAACUACUCCUGGGAUGAAAGGGAACUUGACAAUUUGCGCGGCUUACUUUACCUUGCUGGGAUGAUGGCUCACUCUUACGGCACCUUGAACUGCCUGUAGUCCUCUAUCAUUCUGAUCGAAUGCGGUCAACGCUCCAAUCGCUGCCUGAGAAUAAGUCUACCAGGCUACAGCGGGCUGUCUGAUAUGUCGGUUGCCAAACGUCGCGACAGACGUAUGCUCUUGCGAUUGUCGUGUGCAAUUACUCCCAGAGCGAACCGCCAUUUGCACCGAUCAUCGACAUCGUAUUUGAAGAGACGUGUAAGCGAG
Laetiporus sulphureus 93-53 is the source of this 546-nucleotide messenger RNA. RefSeq lists its product as uncharacterized. Bases 52 to 339 code for a protein of 95 amino acids. Lineage: Eukaryota; Fungi; Basidiomycota; Agaricomycetes; Polyporales; Laetiporaceae. The record is from RefSeq and is a predicted model, not a curated record. The transcript has a single exon.